Messenger RNA from Pichia membranifaciens NRRL Y-2026, 651 nucleotides. RefSeq lists its product as hypothetical. The coding region runs from base 1 to 651 and encodes 216 amino acids. The record is from RefSeq and is a predicted model, not a curated record. Lineage: Eukaryota; Fungi; Ascomycota; Pichiomycetes; Pichiales; Pichiaceae. Gene Ontology annotation, cellular component: COPII-coated ER to Golgi transport vesicle; endoplasmic reticulum; Golgi apparatus. The transcript has a single exon. Gene Ontology annotation, biological process: endoplasmic reticulum to Golgi vesicle-mediated transport; intracellular protein transport; Golgi organization.
AUGUUGGGAAAUAUCUGGACUCUGCUUAUACUUUCCUUGCUAUCCGUGGCCAACGCCCUUCAUUUCUACGUCAGCACCGACGAAACCAAAUGUUUCUACGAAGAACUACCAAAGGACACAAUUGCCGUAGGUAAGUUUGCAGUUUACGAGUUUGACGAGAAUGUCAACGACUAUGUUGAGAACAAAAACAAUUUAAAAAUCGAAAUUACAGUGGAUGAAACGUUUGAUAACAAUCACAGAGUCGUGUCACAAAGGAACUCUCCAGUAGGCCAAUUCACGUUCACAUCUUUAGAUUCUGGUGAACAUAAGUUUUGUAUUACUCCAAAACAUACAAACUGGUCAAAGAAAGCCAAGCACAGGGUCUUCUUUGAUUUGAUUGUUGGUGAUGCCAAACCUUUAGUUGACUCAAAGAGAGACUCUGAUGUUUCUUUCCUCACUUUGAAGACCAAUGAACUCAUUAUGAAGUUGAACAACAUCAAAAGAGAGCAAUCACUACUAAGAUUAAAGGAGGCAACAUUCAGAGAUACUUCCGAGAGUGUCAAUUCGAGCACAACCAAGUGGACAAUCAUCCAAUUAAUCGUGUUAGUCGGUACAGGAUUGUGGCAGCUGUCUUACUUGAAAAACUUUUUCGUCAAGCAAAAAGUUGUGUAG